CCGUCCCUCUUCUCUAUGAUCUCAGCUCACUUCCGCUCCGGCCCCUCUGAGCACGGGGGAGGCUUCUCUAUGGCAGCCUCCCCCGGAAGUGACGCGAUCAGCGCGGCGGCCGCCGGAAGUGCUCCCUCGAGGUGCUUCCGGGCGGCUGGGGCUGGCGGCGGCGGUUCCGGAGGGGACCGGGAGGUGUCUGCAGAGCUCGCUGCCGUCCCCGCCGGCGUCCCCGCUGCCCACCGGCGUCCCUGCUCCCUGCCGGCGUCCCCUGGCCCGGCCAUGGCGGAGGCGGUGCACUACAUCCACCUGCAGAACUUCAGCAAGUCGCUGCUGGAGACCCUCAACGGGCAGCGCCUGGGCGGCCACUUCUGCGACGUGACGGUGCGCAUCCGGGAGGCCACGCUGCGGGCCCACCGCUGCGUGCUGGCCGCCGGCAGCCCCUUCUUCCAUGACAAGCUGCUGCUGGGCCACUCGGCCAUCGAGGUGCCGCCCGUGGUGCCCAGCGGCGCCGUGCGCCAGCUCGUCGAGUUCAUGUACAGCGGCUGCCUCGUGGUGGCCCAGUCCGAGGCGCUGCAGAUCCUCACCGCCGCCUCCAUCCUCCAGAUCAAGACGGUCAUCGACGAGUGCACCCAGAUCAUCUCGCAGGGCCGCGGCCCCAAGGCGCUGCCCGCCGCCCGCCCGCCCGCGCCGCCCGCCGAGGCCCCGGCGGAGGCCGAGGUGCCCGGGGGGGCCCAGGCGCGCGACAAGCUGCGGGAGCUGCUGGCGGCGGCGCAGCGCGAUGCCGACGGGCGCUUCGGGCCGCCCGAGCCGGCGCCCAGCUGCCACAGCCGCAAGCAGCGCCAGCCGCUGCGGCUCCAGCUGCCCGUCAAGGAGGAGGAGGAGGGCAGCGGCGGCGGCGAGGAAGGCUUCGCCCCGGCGCCCUUCGCCGCCGCCACCGAGGAGCCGCCGUUCUUCGGGGCGCCCGAGGUCUUCGCUGAGGCCUUCCUGCCGCCCUGGCCCGCCGAGGACGGGGCCAAGUUCGGGCCCGACUGCAGCCUGGAGGCGGCGGGCCGGGCGUUGGCCUUCGGGAAGGCGCCGGCGGGCGCCGAGGCCUUCGCCUUCGCCCCGGUGCAGCCGCCGCCGCCGUUCUACGAGGCCGGGGCCGAGGCGGGGCUGAGCCCCGGAGCCCCCGCGGCCCCUGCUGCCCCCCGGCCCGGCCCCUCGCGCUGCCCCGAGCUCUCCUACCAGUGCGGCCACUGCCAGAAGACCUUCAGCUCCCGCAAGAACUACACCAAGCACAUGUUCAUCCACUCCGGCGAGAAGCCCCACCAGUGCUCGAUCUGCUGGCGCUCCUUCUCGCUGCGCGACUACCUGCUGAAGCACAUGGUGACGCACACGGGCGUGCGCGCCUUCCAGUGUGGCGUCUGCUGCAAGCGCUUCACCCAGAAGAGCUCCCUCAACGUCCACAUGCGCACCCACCGCCCCGAGCGCUUCCAGUGCCGCCUCUGCACCAAGGGCUUCUCCCACCGCACCCUCCUGGAGCGCCACGCCGCCGCCAGCCACCCCGCGCCGCCCCCGCCGCCGCCCGCCGAUGCCUGGCAGCCCGAGCCGCCGCCGCCCCCGCCGCCCGCCGAGGCCGGCCUGGCUGCGUGGCAGGGUGCCGAAGCCGGCCCGGCGUGACGGCACUGCCGGCGGCCCGGGUGCCCCCGCGGGUUGGGUGACGGGCGCCGCGUGCGUGUGCGCUCGGCGGGCUCUGAGAAAUCAACACGGACGUUUUAAGGAAA
Molecule: messenger RNA, 1754 nt
Organism: Dromaius novaehollandiae (emu)
Lineage: Eukaryota; Metazoa; Chordata; Aves; Casuariiformes; Dromaiidae
Gene: ZBTB45
Product: zinc finger and BTB domain containing 45
Exons: 3
Coding region: 16-1650 (544 amino acids)
Biological process (GO): regulation of transcription by RNA polymerase II
Cellular component (GO): nucleoplasm
Molecular function (GO): protein binding; RNA polymerase II cis-regulatory region sequence-specific DNA binding; DNA-binding transcription repressor activity, RNA polymerase II-specific
Source: RefSeq, a predicted model, not a curated record